AUGUCGAAAAACGACCGACUUCCAACUCCACUCUCGCGAGCCCCCAAAGUCAUGUCGACAUUGGAUUGGAAGCCAGGAGCUAACGACGUCAUCAUUCCAUUAAUGGGCCGAACCGGUGCAGGAAAAAGCAAAUUCGUCAAUUUUAUCGCAGGAAAAGAGGUAACGACUGUGGGUCACGACCUCCAACGAUGCACGGUCAAGCUCCUCCCAGUCGUUAUCGAUUUUUUACGAAACGAUUUGUUGACGAACGGAAGAUUGGUUCUCCUAGACGCCCCUGGAUUUGGCGAUAGCUACGUUGAUGAUCACGAUGUUAUCUUGCGCGGCAUUGGUACCUGGCUUGAAACCAUGUACGACUCUCGUGACAGCCAUGGGCUGAAAGGGGAGACGAAGCUCGCUGGUAUUGUUUACCUCUAUGACAUAUCAUCGACACGCACGUUGGGACCGACUCUGCGGAACUUCGAUGUCUUUCAGAAACUGUGCGGGGAAGACGCUUUAAAGCGUGUGGUUCUAUGCACGACGAAGUGGUCGGAUAUCAUCCCAGAGGAAGGAGAGAAGAGGACUGAGCAGCUCAAAGAAACUUACUGGAAGAAGAUGAUUGAGGGCGGAUCGACCGUUCGUGAAUUCGAGGAUUCUCAGAAGUCUGCCUGGGAUGUGAUUGCACCGAUCAUCGAGGAAAAAGAAAACAUACUUUCCAGGUCGUCUAACUACAUGAAACAAAAUAAUCGCAGAUACAACUUGCCGAAAGCGUUGCUCUCUCUUUUUUCGCGAAACACGAAAGCGAUGCCAACGUUGGAUUGGAAGCCAGAAGCCAACGACGUUAUCAUUCCAUUACUGGGCCCAAUCGGCGCAGGAAAAAGCACAUUCAUCAAUUUUGUCGCAGGAAAAGAAGUAACAACUGUCAGUGGCGACCUCAAGUCAUGCACGAUGCAGCUCCUUCCAGUUGUCAUCGGUUCUUUACAAAGGCCUUUUCCGAAUUACGGAAGAUUGGUUGUCGUGGACGCCCCUGGAUUUCACGAUGCUUACGACGAUGCUGAUACCUUGCACCGCAUCGGUGUCUGGCUUGAAACCAUGUACGACUCCCGUGACAGUCAUGGGCGUAAAGGGGAGACGAAGCUCGCUGGUAUUGUUUACCUCCAUGACAUAUCACCGACACACAGGCCGGGAUCAGCUCUGAAGACCCUGGACGUCUUUCGGAAACUGUGUGGGGAAGACGCUCUGAAGCGUGUGGUUCUAUGCACGACGAAGUGGUCGGAUAUCAUCCCAGAGGAAGGGGAGAAGCGGACAGAGCAACUCAAAAAAAUUUACUGGAAAGAGAUGAUUGAGGGCGGAUCGACCGUUUGUAAAUUCGAGGAUUCUCGGAAGUCUGCCUGGGAUGUGAUUGCACCGAUCAUCGAGGGUCAUCAAAAUGAAAAAAAUGGAUGCUCUUCAAUUACAAAAGGAGCCGGUGGAAUUCAGGAAACUCAUCAGCAAAGAUGA
Molecule: messenger RNA, 1476 nt
Organism: Laccaria bicolor S238N-H82
Lineage: Eukaryota; Fungi; Basidiomycota; Agaricomycetes; Agaricales; Hydnangiaceae
Exons: 6
Coding region: 1-1476 (491 amino acids)
Source: RefSeq, a predicted model, not a curated record